AUGCAAGUACUCGUAUCUAAUUUUCGUAAAAAAAAUACGGAAUUUCGUAAGGAAAAACCUUCUUGUCCGAGUUCGUUGUUUCACAGUUGGGAAGUUUUCUUACAAGAAGUUGAAAUGGAUUCUAAAAAUCAUUCGGAAAUUGCCAGCAUCCUUGCCAGACAGAUAUCGAGGCCGUUAUUAGAAAAAUCAUUUUUUAGAAAAAUUCAAUCUCGAAAAGUAUUUUCGCACAGGGACACGUAUGAAAAUUAUGUUAAACAAGCAGAAGAUAAAUUAGGUAAAACAAGAAUCGAAUAUAAGACGGCUUAUUUAGCUUAUAUGAAUAAUCCAUCGACUCAAACUUUGUCAAAUUAUGUUGCCUCACACAACGAAUACGUAAGCCAACUACAUUUUACCAACGGUAUGCUCAACCAAUAUCAUUCCGAAACUCUACCUUCAAUAUUACAGGAAGUCGAAAAUAUUUACAACGAUUUAUGUGCAAAAGUAUCUGAUUCUAUUUUACAAGUUGCCGAAACAAUAUCAUCAAGGGCACAGGAACAAGCUAAAAGGUACGACGGUUUAACAUCACAAUGUAAAUUAGUACAAGGUUCAUCGGAUUUAAUGCAUUUGGUUCGAUCAACUACGACACCAUCAAAUCAUCCUCCCGUUCGACGCCAUUUUGCUCCACCUCAGCCUCCUCCUCCUCCAUCUCAAACAGAUGGUGGUCAAAUGCAAGAAUCUAGUUCAUCAACUAAUCUUCCUCCAUCUUUGAAAAAUGAAAUAAUUUUAGAUAGGUUGACGACUUCGCAGGUACGAGAAAAACACGAUUCGGCUAAAAAAGAACAUUUGGAUUUGGAAUCCCAAGCAAAACAAUUAUCGGAUGCUUUGCUUACAUUAACCAGAGUUCAACAGAGGAGCAUUGAUAGCAACCUUUUUAACAAGGUCAACGAACUACAGGAAGAUAUAAGCGUCAAACAACAAGAGUUAAACAUGGUACUCAUUCGGUUGGCUGGAGUUAAAGCUCAGAAAGAGCUUUUCAGCAACAAAAUUGAAACUCCCGAAACGGGUCGUGAGCGUAAAAUGUCAUCUAGUUCAACUGGAAGCAUGAAAUCUAAAUGGAUGAAAGCUUUUAAAAGCUUAAAAACCCCUCCAGCAAAUGGAAAUUCAUCAAAAGAUGCUGAUAAAAAAAACGGUAAAGAUGGCGGCGUUGUUACAUUUUCAUCAGAUCCAUCAGCUCACGCUUUUCAAGAUUAUACGUACAAGAAAAUAACUCCUUGUGAUGUUUGUUCUCAGGUAUUAAGAGGACACACGAGGCAGGGUCUUAAAUGUAGAGUUUGCAAAUUGAAUGUACAUUUUGAUUGUCAAAAUAAAGCACCGAAAUGUCAGCAAAAAUCAAGAUUGUUGAGACGACAAAAAUCAACAUCGGAAAUUGAUACAAAAUUACAAGAAUCGCAACAACAACAACAACAACAACACGAAGAAGAAACUUCACUCGGUUGGAAAUUAAUUCGCCAGAGAAAAGAACAAAAUUUUUUCAAGGGAGGUUUUCACCUGUUACCGUCAACAAAAGCUGUAGGAAGAAAAUCGCAACCGAACCCAGAUUGCGAAAUGAGCAGCAGCAAAGUUUAUAGGGUCAUAAAACAAGUUUCGGAUAUAAGUUGUAGUACGAAAAAUUCAAACGCUCAAAAAAAUAUUUUUUCUAACGAAUUUCAAUCGAGUUCCGGUCGGGGUAUAUCGACGAAAAAGACAAAAUCCGAAUAUAAAAUUGAGAAAACUUGUAGCUUUGACAAGGGGAUACUACUUGAAAAAAAAUCCGAAUAUAGUUUUACAAAACAGCAAAAAAAUUAUUCGAGAUCCGAAUAUCAAACAACUCCCGAUUUUCAUCCCAAUCUCGAUUUUUACCAACACUCCCCACCUAAAACAUAUAAAAACCGUUUAUCUGAUCCCGGUGUCAUCCAAUUAAAUAACGCUGCAUGUUUGGGACCCUCAGCUGCAAUUGGGAUUGCGACUUCUGGGUCUUCGUGUAUUGAUUCCGGGUCGCAGCCGAGGCGUCACCAAGGCCCGCUGUUGCUUAAAGGAAAUGCAUCACAUUCCAUCGGUCCUGUACCUUUCGCAACAAGUUCAGAUGCAGAAAGAACUCGACCUUUUGGACAACCUUUAUUUUUGGGGGCGGCAUCAGGUUCUUCGUCAUGUUCCCUUCAAGAAAAUGGGGGCGUUUUAUUGAAAACUAGUUUACCUCCGACCCCUCAACCUCAUCCUCGUAAUAAAAAUAAAGCGAAUAAAAAACGAUAG
Molecule: messenger RNA, 2268 nt
Organism: Pediculus humanus corporis (human body louse)
Lineage: Eukaryota; Metazoa; Arthropoda; Insecta; Psocodea; Pediculidae
Product: stac, putative
Exons: 12
Coding region: 1-2268 (755 amino acids)
Biological process (GO): skeletal muscle contraction; positive regulation of voltage-gated calcium channel activity; positive regulation of protein localization to plasma membrane
Cellular component (GO): extrinsic component of cytoplasmic side of plasma membrane
Source: RefSeq, a predicted model, not a curated record